ACAGCUGCUUUUAGAAUCAGAGAUAAAGGAAAGAAGGAAAACAAAUCCAGAAUUGCUAUGAGAAAAUCUUGCUGACAUGUAAUGCUGUCAGAGCAUUUAUAAAGAACAGAAACCCUAUUCAGUGUCAUUCAGGAUGAAUAUUUAAACAGCCCUCUUCAAUCCUGCUUCAAAAUGUCCCUGUGCACAUCUUCUCACAAGGACUUUUCUCAGUUGCUGCCACUUCAGGAUAUUGGAUGCAAUAAAACAGAAAUUAAAAAUUCACCUGCUGGUGUCAUCUCUCCAGCUCCUUACAGCUGCAAUCAGUCCACACUGACAGCAGAGCACAGUCCAGUCUACAUUCCCUCAUCUUUCAUGGAAAACAGGCACGAAUACUCCACAAUGGCAUUCUGCAGCCCUGCUAUGGUCAAUUACAACAUUGCCAGCAAUUUUGGGGACCCAGAGGGAGUGACAGCCAGGCAAACCUCGAGCCCCAGCGCUCUGUGGUCUGCUCCUGGCCACCUGUCCCCUCUGCCUCUGCACUGCCAGCCCUCCCUGCUGUACGCAGAGCAGCCCAAGAGCCUGUGGUGCGAGGCGCGCCCCAUGGAGCCCCUGCUGCCCGGGAGCAGAGAAACUUUAAAAAGAAAAACUAAUGGCAAUGACUGUACAAGCCCAAUUGCAAAUAAUCCUGGCUCGAAAAAGGAUGCCCACUUCUGUGCAGUGUGCAGUGACUAUGCUUCAGGAUACCACUAUGGGGUCUGGUCCUGUGAAGGCUGCAAAGCAUUUUUUAAAAGAAGCAUUCAAGGACACAAUGAUUACAUCUGCCCAGCCACCAACCAGUGCACGAUAGACAAAAACCGGCGCAAGAGCUGCCAGGCGUGCCGGCUGCGGAAGUGCUACGAAGUGGGGAUGAUGAAAUGUGGCUCAAGGAGAGAACGCUGCGGGUACCGGAUCCUGCGGAGCCACCGCAGCGCCGAGGAGCGCGCGCACUGCCUGGGCAGGGCCAGGAGAUACAACGAGGCAGCCACGAGGGUGAAGGAGAUCCUGCUGAGCGCCCUCAGCCCCGAGCAGUUCGUGCUGACCCUGCUGGAGGCAGAGCCACCCCACGUGCUGGUCAGCAGGCCCAGCAAACCCUUCACCGAGGCCUCCAUGAUGAUGUCCCUGACCAAGCUGGCGGACAAAGAGCUGGUGCACAUGAUCGGCUGGGCCAAGAAGAUUCCUGGCUUCAUUGAUCUCAGCCUCUAUGACCAAGUGAGGCUCUUGGAGAGCUGCUGGAUGGAAGUUCUAAUGAUUGGUUUGAUGUGGAGAUCCAUCGACCAUCCUGGGAAACUGAUUUUUGCGCCAGACCUUGUAUUAGACAGGGAUGAGGGGAAAUGUGUAGAGGGAAUUUUGGAGAUCUUUGAUAUGCUCCUGGCCAUGACCUCAAGGUUCCGAGAGCUGAAACUGCAGCACAAGGAGUAUCUGUGUGUCAAGGCAAUGAUCCUCCUCAAUUCCAGCAUGUUCCCCUUGUCAGCAGAGGAACCUGAAAGCAACAGGAAGCUGCACCACCUGCUCAACGUGGUCACAGAGGCUUUGGUGUGGGUUAUUGCCAAGAGUGGCAUCCCCUCACAGCAGCAGACCACUCGCCUGGCCAAUUUGCUGAUGCUCCUCUCCCACGUCAGGCACGCCAGUAACAAGGGGAUGGAGCAUCUCCUGAGCAUGAAGUGUAAAAACGUGGUGCCAGUGUAUGACCUGCUGCUGGAGAUGUUGAAUGCUCACACCCUCCGAGGGCAGAGGAAGUCCCUGGCCACGCACCCCGACUUUGGCCCACUGGAGCAAAUGGAGCCUGGAGACAGCCUGAGGAAUGGGGCACCCCAGUAAUUGUGCAAGACCUGGAAAUGUGAGGCUUUUUCAGAGCUAUGGGGGAAAACAGAGCUGCUGUGA
This is a messenger RNA of Camarhynchus parvulus, 1899 nucleotides long. It is a transcript of the gene ESR2, whose product is annotated as estrogen receptor 2. Gene Ontology annotation, biological process: cellular response to estradiol stimulus; regulation of DNA-templated transcription; estrogen receptor signaling pathway. The transcript has 9 exons. Lineage: Eukaryota; Metazoa; Chordata; Aves; Passeriformes; Thraupidae. Bases 172 to 1836 code for a protein of 554 amino acids. The record is from RefSeq and is a predicted model, not a curated record. Gene Ontology annotation, molecular function: nuclear receptor activity; sequence-specific DNA binding; nuclear estrogen receptor activity. Gene Ontology annotation, cellular component: nucleus.